CUCCUCGGCGGGGAAGACCUCUUCAAGCGCAUUGGUGAGGGUGGGAAGGUAUUCAGUGCAUGGUGUCUCGACCACGACCGGCUCGGGAAGGACUUCGGCAACGACCGGCACCGCCACCGGCUCGGUCCGCCCGACCUUCUUGUUCUUAACAAAGAUUCUCUUCGUCCGCACCACCGGCUCGGCGAUGGCGACUUCAGCUGCAGGAACAAUCGCCGGCUCGGACACAGAAACGACGGGUCUGAUCUCAGGAGCAGCCGCUUCGAUAGCUGGGAGCACUGGUCUCGGGAUCUCAGUCACGACGAUGCUGCGCUUUCGAUUGCGCGUGGUGGCGACCAGCGACAUGCCGCGCGGGCGAGUUUGAGCGGGGACAGUGAGGGGGGCUUGGAAGACUGGUUCUACUUCCAUGAAAGGCCUAGACUCUUCGCCCUGCACCGGCGCGAGGGCCACUUCGUCUUGUGGGUCCGCUGUGAGAACAGCGGUCGGCUCUUGCUCAGGCACGAAGACGACGGCUGGAGCUGGAGCUGGCUCUGGGAUCGACGCAAGAACUUCAGUGGCUGCGAUGAGUUCCUCUGCAGGCACCACCGGGAUUGGAAUGACGACGGCGGGUUGCGGCGCGACGACGACUGGUUCCGGAGGCGGCACGACAGUCUGUAUGGGUUCCACAACUUCUUGUUUUGCAUAGAAGGCCGCUGUAAGCGAUCGGCCAGGUGGACUCGCAGACAGAGGGACAGGCGGCACCACGUUCGCCGGCCCGUUUUGGAGAUAAAAGUCGUGGAUGGGCGGAACGAACGGCGACGGCGCGACGAUCUCGACCGGCUCCUCUACCUCGACCUCCUUGCGGACGAACUCCAUCGUCCCGCUCCGCUCCUCCUCGUCGCUCUCGAAUCCAUCCGUGCUGAUACGCGUCUCGAGCCCCGUGCGCUUCUGCACGAGGAACGAGAGGAACAGCGCCCGGAUCUUCAGCACGUCCCCGCGCGCCGACAGGAUCCCCUGGGCCGUCUCAGGAUCCGCACCGAACACCUGCAGCGCACGCUCGAGUGUCCAGUUGGGCGCCAGCGCGUGGGGCUUGGGGCGCGGGUACGCGAGAACCAUGUACGCCUUGUCGGACUCCGACAGACUCACGUUCGCGGGGAUCUGCACGCGCUGCUCGUUGAGCGCAGGGGGCAGGAAGUACGCCAUGAUCGAGCUUGGGUCGACCGCGGGGAAAUUGGACACGCUCGUGGUGCUGUAGUGGUCGACGACCUGCGUCUUGGUCAUGUCGGCGCUCCACCCGAGGCUGCUGGCGAAGUGGGCGUGCACUGCGUUGGCGUCGAGAGUGACUGCGCCGCCGUGUGCUGGGCUUUGGUGUCUGUCGGGUCAAUCGCGAUCAGCGUCAUAGUCUGCCGCCCAGUCUUGGUCACUCACUCGUGCAUCAAGCCGAGGACAUGCCCGAACUCGUGCAGGAUCAGGCCGCGUUCUUCCUGCGUUGUCUGCGCUGAAUCGGAAACCCAUCCGAGGUUCAGAGUAGGCUGAUUCUUCGGAACCUCGAGUGCUUCCAGGCCGACUGCGAGGAAUGAUCAGCGGAUUCCACACCACGAACAAGAGGAGAUGAGCACACACCAUAGCUCCAGGAACCUUGCUGGGUGUUGAACGAGAUGCGCAGAAUGCCGGCGAGAGCGCGUUGGAAGGUGAUAUUUGCGUAAGGGAACCACUCGAGGAUGGCUCCGUCGACUUUGGCUUGCUGGGCGGGCGUGCCGUUGAGAUACGAGUAGGUGAUGGUCUGGAGAGCGGUUCUGUGAGUCGUAUAGUCUCUCUGUGGAUUGUGGACAGCUGCUUACGGCCCCGCUGUCCCAGAGCUGGUCGAGCUUGCCGACGACGGCUUCGGCGCCGGUUACCCUAGGCACACCACCCACCGCACCGACGAUCGCCUCGUUGCUGACGGUGACGGAGGGAGCCUUCUGGGCUUCGGUAACCGCCAUCGCACACACUUUGGGUGUGCUAUCAGGAAUAUAGGAUGAAGAAAUGUUGGUUUGGGGGUUAGCUCGGAACAUAUUUGCGUGUUAUGAGAGUGCGAGCUCGAUUUGAGAGGUUUAAAUGAGUGUUGAGCUCGAGUUGAGUCUUUGGGAUGAGGUGUUGAGGUUCAUCCCGCCCUCCUUUAAUACGCUCUACACUGGC
Mycena citricolor is the source of this 2154-nucleotide messenger RNA. The record is from the annotation of a GenBank genome assembly. NCBI's taxonomy places the organism in Eukaryota, Fungi, Basidiomycota, Agaricomycetes, Agaricales, Mycenaceae.